GAUGAAAUUUUAAAAUUUAUUAAUAAUGCACCAGACUAUGUUCACUUAGCUUCAAAGGUUAUUUUAAUCUUUGGCAUAUGUGGAGCUCUUAGAUGUGAUGAACUUACGAAACUUAAAAUUCAAGAUGUAGAAAACAACGGUAAUAAGUAUCUUGUUUCUAUUCAUGAAUCAAAAAAUGACAUGCCUCGACAAUUUAUUAUUGGAGACCUUUUUUAUAAGAAAGUUACUCAGUACAUGUCACUGAGGCCUAAAGAUCAAUUUACUGAUAGAUUUUUUAUCCAGUAUCAUAAAGGGAAGUGUCAACGUCAGGUUAUUGGCAAGAAUAAAAUUGGGGAGACACCUCAAAUUAUAGCUGCAUACCUUAAUUUAGAAAAUCCAAAACAGUACACCGGUUAUUGCUUUCGUAGAACGGGUGCUACGCUUUUAUCCAACUCAGGAGCAAGCACUACCAUGCUUAAACAACCAGGUGGAUGGAAGUCACUUACAAUAGCACAAGGUUACGUCGAAAAUUCGUUAAAAAAUAGAGAAAAAAUUUAUGAACGUAUUACUAAUGCUACUGUAUCUAAUGAUCAUCUGAAUCCACAACCAUCGACUAGUAAAAAUUAUUCUAGUGGCACAAUAACUGCAAAUAAAAAUUUGAAAUCUACUGAACAAAAUGAUAAUUCCGAUAAUUUUUCUGAUGAUUUUAUAAUAAGUGAAGAUGAUCUAGUAGCAAUUGAUAAAUUAAAUCAGUUAACAACAACAAAACCUCCAAUAACCUCGGUUACAACACAGACAAAAAGAAAAGUACUAACAGAAUCUAAUAAACCAUUACCUUCAACUCAUUUUAUGUCAUUACCACCAAUUCCAUCACUCUUUGUUAAAAAACAAGAAAAUGAACCACCGUUAAAAAUGAAAAAACAUUAUGAAACUAAUACUCAUAUUGACAUAUAA
This is a messenger RNA of Solenopsis invicta (red fire ant), 933 nucleotides long. RefSeq lists its product as uncharacterized. Gene Ontology annotation, molecular function: DNA binding. The transcript is spliced from 4 exons. Lineage: Eukaryota; Metazoa; Arthropoda; Insecta; Hymenoptera; Formicidae. Gene Ontology annotation, biological process: DNA recombination; DNA integration. The record is from RefSeq and is a predicted model, not a curated record. Bases 181 to 933 code for a protein of 250 amino acids.